Molecule: messenger RNA, 3453 nt
Organism: Medioppia subpectinata
Lineage: Eukaryota; Metazoa; Arthropoda; Arachnida; Sarcoptiformes; Oppiidae
Source: the annotation of a GenBank genome assembly
AGCGAAAGUGAACGCAUAAUUAGUGGGAGUAGACCAGUGGUCGACCCAAUCGUUGCCAUAAUAUCGUCUAAUGAUCUGAAAGUGAAAUUUGAUCCGACAUUUGGAGACAUUGAGCUCUUCGAGGGAAUGGCAGUGAGUGAAGAGCCGUACAAACAUAUCCAAGACUUUGAGUUGAGACAAACUGUGGUCAACACUGGGUAUCGAUGGACUGUCAACCAUCUCAAGACACGUGACAGUGGAUCCCAAACGAGUCCAUUGAUCGGUAAAUAUGGGUUCAUUGAGAUCAAUGUUUUGCAGCAAAAGGUGCGAAACAGUGUGAGUUCGCUGUCAUUGACACGAAUAGCGAACCGAAAUGCGCUGCUCUUCGGGUUGAGGACCAGUGAAUGCCAUCGACGACACACACGACUGGCCACCAGUCGGUGCCUCCACUCGAGUCCACGCAAUAUCUUCUCCAGUAUUUCGUCGGGAAAUUCAUUCAACGAUUUCAUUAGACGAAGACAUCGGCGGACGACCGCAUACGACCGCAAAGGUGUGAAGCGUCGACGCGAUGCCGACCAACGGAUUUUGGAUCAGUUUUGGGUGAUCUGCGACCCAAACGACACGAAACGCAACAAGAGUUUGAAACUAAUCGUUGAAAUACUUGUGAAACAAAAUGACACGAAUGGAUCCAAUGAUGUGAUGUAUUGUUUGGAUCGAGUCAUCCGCGGUAUGGCUUCCGCCCGACAGUUCGCCAGACAUGGCUUUUGCGUCCUUUUGACUCAACUGUUGAUGACGUUUGAGGAGAAGAUAUCGCUUGAAGUGGUGUUUGAAUUGUCUGAAAAGCAUUUGCAGAAAAUCAAAGACGUCUCAAACCACGACUCAGUGAUCGGUUGGUCUCUCGUCAUGGCGUCAGUCAUCAAAAGCGGUCGUUUGAAAGCCGAUACGAGCGAAGAUGUUUGGGAUAUGGCUUUCAAUGUGUUGUAUUCGUUGGGAAUGAGUAAACAAUACAUUGAAUUAGUUGUUUGCGAUCUCUUCACACAAUUCAUGGCUUUAUUAAACAAAAAGGCUUUGUUUGACAAAAUUGUUUGGACUAGACUUGAGACUGACCUCAAGACCGCCAACCGAUUCAAACCAUUUUUCAUUUUUAAAUAUUGUGAAAAAAGAGGAGAAAUUAAUUUCAUCGUAAAGUCGGACGAAUUGCACAGACUUUCCCUAAUAAUUAAGGAAUCGACUGCUUAUCAGCCAUUAGUUCAUCCAAUGAACAAACAGAUUGUGAAACACUUUCUAACUAAUAAAACUGAUUUCACAAAGUUUUGGAGUACUUGUGUUGAGGUACAAAUACGAUUGUCUUUAGAAGCGCUCUUCACACCGAAUCAGAUCGAAAAGGGAUCGCUUGGCUUCGAGUUAAUCAAAAUAUGUUUCCCAUUGAUUACAUCAAAAGAUACCGUAUCAUCAGUACUCUCGCCACCAUUUCUUCGUCUUUUCAUUCAAUCCCUGUCCGUCAAGAGUCAUCCGCUCCAUACAUCUGCUCAACAAUUGUGCCAAUUCUUUAUUGAAUUUACUAAAAAUGUUGAGAACUCUGAACUCCAGUUGGAAAUUCUUAACAGCAAAUCAAUCAAGAAAUGGACCCAAAAAUUAAGAGACAUUUUCCUGACCACUACUAAAGUGGAUUCAAACGAUUUAUUUAGAAAUCGCUGUAUUCAACAGAUUUCGGAUGUGUGUCGAUCUAUAGCAUCAGUUGAUGACAUCGAGACUUUGUGGUCAAACAUUAGAUUUCUAUUUAUUUAUUCGUAUUUUGACGUAAACGAAGGCUUAGAGUCAACAAACGACGAUAUCAGAAAACCUGCCGUUCCUAUCAGUGAAAGCUUAAGAAAUACAUUGCGACACAGUUUUAGAAGCGCUUUCAAUCACAUGACGCAUUUGGGCUCUAAAACUACGAAAGAAAGACUGUUAACCGAAGUCCAGAUCUUGUCCUCAAUGCUUGAGUUUAUUAGUGAUCCGUUUAAAACUAUCGCAAAGAAAGUCUCGAAACUGAAUAAAAAGCUUAAAAGUAAUUGUGAAAAGGAGAACGAAAUAAGGAUUUUUGUUUUGUUGUAUUCAAUGGUUGCCAUUCAGCUCUUCGAAGAGUUUGAAGACAUUGACGACGUUUUAAAGGAUUUAAAUGAAUGUAUGAAACGAGCGAUUGAUGGCCAGGAGGAGGAGGAAAGCGGAGAAGACUCGCCCGUUUGGGCCGACCAUAUUUGCGGUCACAUAACCAACUCUGGAGUUAAUUAUUUAGUGGAUGCUAUCAAUCCAUCCAAUGAUAAUAAACUGUUUGAUGGAAAUAUAGACUCAGAUGAAGGCGAAGACGAGGAAGAGGACGAAGAAGAAGAGAAUAAAUCGGAAAGCGAUUCAGAAUCUGAAUCAGAAGAAGAGAACCAAACCGGAGAAGUGGACGAAAAGUUCAGAAACGAUGUGAUCAACGCUUUGGGAGCGGCCGCUGAGAACGACGACGAAGAGGAGUCCAUAUAUUUGAGUGACAGCGAGAUGUUUCAAAUUGACGAGACUUUGGCCGCCGUUUUCAAAUCCAAAUUUGCCAAUAAAAAGGAAUUAAAUGAGAAACAGAACUCUAUUCUUAUGUUUAGAACAAGAUGUCUAGAAUUGAUCCAAAUAUAUCUGAACUCGAAAUCAGUAAAUAUGGAUCAAAUCGUACGUUUGAUUCAACCGAUAGUGUCUGUGGCCAAGAGUUCAUAUCAACCUUCGAAACAAAAUCAGUUGUCAUCAAAAGCCGUGCAAUUGAUUAUUCAAAUAUCCAAAAUCAAAGACAAAACCGACGAAUCACUUGUAGUGAAUGAUUUGAAACAACUUCUGGACAAUUAUUUAGAACUACAACGAGCUUUAAAUUCACUCUUCAUUUGGACUAUUCAAAUGAGUAAACGAUUUUUCCCUCAAGACUACUGGUAUAUAGAAGUCAUUGAGAAUGGACUGCAAGUAUUCUUUAAGAAGAAUAAUUCUCAAAUUAACGACAAUCUAUUCAAAACUCUUAUUGUUGUUCAUAACGAAAUUGGAUUUAAAUUAUUUGAUGUAUUCAUUGACUAUGCAUUCCGUGAAGAGAUUCGUGCCUUUAAGAAGUCUGUGGCCAUUGAAGUGUUGCUUACAUUAUGUAAAACACAGAAUUCUAAACACAAAACCAUUGAUAUUUCUGACGACCACUUGUCUGAAGUGAGACAGAAAUGUUUAACAGUCUUAUGCAGUGAAUUAAAUAACGAAAAACUGAAGUCACAAUACAUUAGCGAACUCUUAAGACUCUAUGAUUUGUGUGACAAACAAUUGAAGGACAGAAAGGCUGACCAAAAGAUUUCUCACAACGAGAUUCAGGAUCUGUCGACGAAACUGAAGUCACUCUCUAAACAGAAGAAGAAAUGUAUGGAGCGGAUGACUCUUGACGGACAGGGAUUGAAUGAAAAGACGAAGAAAUGGUGGCGAGAGUACUGA